GGUGUAAGACCGGGUAUUACAGUUUUAUGAUAAUAUGGUAUUCUAUAACUUACGCUGUACGGAUGCCCUGUGUGUCAUGGUUACAUCCUUAUGUUUAUACCGCAACAAUUAAAAUAUUGAUAGGUCUCUGACAUUGAUAACUGUGCUAAUUUUUUAAAAGUAUUUAUACCUCUACGAAUUCUGUUUACAAAUUUAUUAUCAACUAUGGAAGAAGAGCAAUUUACACAAAAAAGAAAAAGGUCACAAAAUAUCACAAAUAAUGAACAAUAUGAGUGGUAUGUCGAGGCAAUGGAAAAUGAUUACAUUUUUCGCAGUGGAUCUAUAAAUCCUACUAUAGAUCCCAAUUAUAUAAACAAUAAAUGGUAUGAGCUUGUGCUGAAAAUAAACUGCGUAGGAAAAGGCCCUUCGUUAACAAGACAAAUGUGGCAAAAGAGAUUUAAAGAUUGGAAAAAUGCCACACGUGUAAAAUAUAGAAAGUUAUUGGACAACAGAUCAACAACAGGAGGAGGUGUGGGAGAUAAAAUAGCAUUCAAAAAACAUCUUUCAAAACACAAAAUACACUUAGAUCCAUUUUAUCACAUACUAAACCAAUGAAUACAGAACAAG
Sitophilus oryzae (rice weevil) is the source of this 606-nucleotide messenger RNA. RefSeq lists its product as uncharacterized. The transcript has 3 exons. Lineage: Eukaryota; Metazoa; Arthropoda; Insecta; Coleoptera; Curculionidae. Bases 205 to 594 code for a protein of 129 amino acids. The record is from RefSeq and is a predicted model, not a curated record.